AUGACAACUCCGAUUUCCAGUCUCAAUAGCUUGUUUUCCUUCACAUCUCCCGCUGUUAAGCGUCUUCUUGGAUGGAAACAAGGCGAUGAGGAAGAAAAGUGGGCGGAAAAAGCCGUGGAUUCAUUGGUGAAAAAGUUGAAGAAAAAGAAAGGUGCCCUGGAAGCUCUCGAGCGGGCACUGAGCAACCCAGGUGAAAUUUCAGAGUGUGUUACUAUCCCGAGAUCUUUGGACGGUCGUCUUCAGGUCUCUCAUAGAAAGGGACUGCCUCAUGUAAUUUAUUGUCGGGUCUGGCGUUGGCCAGAUCUUCAAAGCCACCACGAAUUGAAACCCUUGGACUGUUGCCGGUUUCCCUUCUCCGCUAAAGAGAAUGAAGUUUGUAUCAAUCCAUAUCACUACAAACGUGUCGAAAGCCCGGGUAAGCGCAAAUUCUUUCUGGUGCAAAUAUUACUUAACACCAAAAUUUCAGCGUUAUCGCCACUGGUUCCGAUUUUGAAUUGUAUUGUGUACAACUUUUGCAAACACUGGGGCUCACAUUUCAGUUAA
Molecule: messenger RNA, 543 nt
Organism: Echinostoma caproni
Lineage: Eukaryota; Metazoa; Platyhelminthes; Trematoda; Plagiorchiida; Echinostomatidae
Source: the annotation of a GenBank genome assembly